This is a messenger RNA of Sinocyclocheilus rhinocerous, 1117 nucleotides long. Its product is annotated as ubiquitin-conjugating enzyme E2 variant 2-like. The transcript has 3 exons. The record is from RefSeq and is a predicted model, not a curated record. NCBI's taxonomy places the organism in Eukaryota, Metazoa, Chordata, Actinopteri, Cypriniformes, Cyprinidae. The coding region runs from base 68 to 379 and encodes 103 amino acids.
CAGACAUUAGUCACAUGACGCGUCGACGUCACGCUUUCGUACGCUUUUUGGAUUCGGACAGGAGAAGAUGGCGGCCUCCUCAGGAGUUAAAGUCCCUCGUAAUUUUCGUUUGUUGGAAGAGCUUGAGGAAGGACAGAAGGGUGUUGGUGAUGGGACGGUGAGCUGGGGUCUGGAGGAUGACGAGGAUAUGACUCUCACACGGUGGACGGGCAUGAUCAUCGGACCUGCACGAUUGGAUGCACGUAGCAUACCAAUUCUAGCAAAAUGGCAAAACUCAUAUAGCAUUAAAGUCGUUCUUCAAGAGCUAAGGCGUCUUAUGAUGUCCAAAGAGAAUAUGAAGCUUCCUCAACCACCGGAAGGACAGACAUACAGCAAUUAAUUGUAAAUGAUUGUUAUGACCCUCUGUCUUAAACCUUACUCUCUUAGAAAUGUCUUGUAAAUCGUCAGAAAAAGAAAAAAACAAAACAAAUUUUGCUCACUCCACACUCAAACAGUCUCCUCUGCGGGAGCACGAUUGGACAUUUCUAAUAGUUUAGCUUGAGAAACAAAGAAAGCAAAACGCUUAUAUUGUGUGGCACCAUGUUCAAUUCUGUUUUAAAGUUAAGAGUGCACAAAUCUCUCUCUUCCAGUAACAUUUACAUCGACCACAAGCUUUAUGAUGAUGAACUGAAUCCAGCCAGCAUAGACGCAGAAAAGAAGGCAUGCUAGGUGAGGUUUAUACAGAUCUGUUCGUUUUAAGUUAAAGUAACAGGACACCAAAACUACAAAAAAAAAAAAUAGGAUGCAUAUACAAUGGCAUGCUUAUUAAAAAAAUAAGAGGGAAAAAAAAAACGUAAAUUGUAAGUUAACUGAACUUUUUUUGUGUGUGUGUACCUGAACCCCUCACUGACAAUAACGUUAAGGGUCCUAAAAGUGUGCCUGUAGUCUGCUAGUAUCGCAAAAGGGGUGGGAGCGGUUCUGAACUUUCUCUUCUGUUUCGUUUUUAGUUUUUAAUGUCUGUAUUUGACACAAUCGCAGUGUGUUUCAGCGCGUUGUAAACGUAUGCUCUGUUCUGUUCUGUUCCGAAAUCAAACCGUGCACAAGCAUCUGUCGGGUGCAUUAAAAUAUGACUCUCCAA